GGUUAGUAAAGCCAUUCAUGAUUUUUUUGAUCAAGAAGGAUUUUAUUAUGUUCCUACCCCAAUUAUAACUAGCAACGAUGCCGAAGGAACUGGAGCAACUUUUAACCUUACUACUAACCAGAAAAAGUCUUUUUUCUCUAAACCAGCCCAAUUAACGGUUAGUGGACAACUUCAUGCCGAAGCCCUGGCUCAAGGCUUAGGCAAAGUUUACACUUUCUCACCCUGCUUUCGAGCGGAAAAGUCUCAUACUACUCGCCAUUUGGCAGAUUCAGUGCUUGCUAAUUGCUCCGAAGAAUUAAAGUAUUUUGAAAAGUAUCAAGCACCGGAAAUUAUUCCCAAGUUAGUAGCGAUUACUAAAAAAGAAUUUGCUAAAAUAGAUUACACUCAAGCGAUUAAAAUUUUAAAAAAAGUGGCUAAAAAAUUUACUUCUGGCUCGCGUAUGUCCAUAGUCCAUACCAUGAUUAAGAACUUUUAUGACAAGUACAGCCAGGCUACUUUUGAAGCCGAAAAAAGUAUUUUAUCCAGUCAAGAAAAAGAAAUUAGAAAACAG
Messenger RNA from Ambispora leptoticha, 550 nucleotides. The record is from the annotation of a GenBank genome assembly. NCBI's taxonomy places the organism in Eukaryota, Fungi, Glomeromycota, Glomeromycetes, Archaeosporales, Ambisporaceae.